AUGGGGAGACUGGAAGUUCGUGUCUGUGCCGCGCUCAACGUCGGCAAUAUCCAAAAAAUUGGCAAAGUUGAUCCGUAUGUAAAGGUCAAACUACAAGAGCAGAGGAGUGUGAAGGUCAAGUACAGAACCCGGGUCGUUGAGAAUAGCCUUGAUCCGGUGUGGGAUGAGCUUUUCAAGUUCAAAAUUACCGACAGCGAGACCACGCAAAUGUUGUUUGAGCUGUGGAACGACAACAUCUCAGUGGGGGAUCUCCUUGGGAGCUGCCGGUUGUCGUUGAACGAGAUGAAACGUGGGGUAGUGCAGGAUAAGUGGGUAAUUCUUACGGGCAGAAAGUUCACCACCGCGGAACUGCAUCUUCGUGUUUUGGCAGUUGACUUUGGGCACGAACCAGGCCCUGGGGAUGCCGUCCUAGGCUCUCUUGAAGAGGAUACACCUGCUGUACCCGCAAACCAGACCAUACGACUGAAUACGAAUGCGAAUGAAAAAAUGUCAAGGUACCCAAUCAACUUACGCCCACCUUCCCAGAUUGUAGUAAAUCAACCACAAUACAAACCUUCAACCAUAGCCUUGGCUCAGACAUGGCAUACCCGGUCAGCAUGCUAUGGCAAUUCACCACUCAAACCUAUGUAUAUACCAGGUCCUCACCAAUUCGCUGGACCAGCUCUAACAGUACAAGACGCUUAUGGAGUUUCUCAGAAUAUGUAA
This is a messenger RNA of Phytomonas sp. Hart1, 705 nucleotides long. NCBI's taxonomy places the organism in Eukaryota, Euglenozoa, Kinetoplastea, Trypanosomatida, Trypanosomatidae. The record is from the annotation of a GenBank genome assembly.